AUGAGUAAGGCGUAUGAUCGGGUGCAGUGGCGCUUUCUGGAGGCAGUUUUGGUUAAAAUGGGGUUUGCCAGGCAUUGGGUAAAUGUGCUAUUGGAGUCCGUAAGCGCGGUUCGGUAUCACAUAUUAUAUGAGCGGUUAGGCCCGAUUGUUCCAGAGUGUGGGUUGAGACAAGGCGAUCCACUAUCGCCGUAUUUGUUUCUGUUCGUUGUGGAGGGCCUUAGUGUGCUGAUUGAAGAGGAAAUGAGUAUGGGCAGAUUGCAUGGGGCACGGGUUGCAAGAGGGGCCCCCGCGAUUUCACACUUGUUGUUCGCGGAUGACUGCUUUCUGUUCUUGCGUGCUAAUAUUCAGGAGAGUGAACGGAUGCGCUGCAUUCUUGACACUUACGCGACAGCGUCAGGGCAACGAAUUAAUUAUGACAAAUCGGCCAUUUGUUUCAGUGCCAAUGUCUCACAGCCGAUUAGGGACGGGGUCGUACAGAUCCUAGGGGUCGCGGAGGGCAAUACAACUGGCAAGUAUUUGGGUCUACCAUCACUGGUAGGACGGAAGAAGAGGGAGAUACUUGGGUAUUUGAAGGAACGGAUUUUAACGAGGGUGCGCAGCUGGAACUCUAAAUUUCUUUCACGGGCAGGCAGGGAAGUGUUGUUAAAGAAUGUCAUCCAAGCAAUGCCAUCAUAUGCUAUGAUGGUUUUUUUGUUACCGCUUAGCUUGUGUAAGGAGAUAGAGACUUUAAUGAAUGGGUAUUGGUGGACUGGCUCUGUGGGUUCCAGGAAGGGUAUAAGGUGGCGUGCAUGGGAAGGAUUGGCACAACCCAAGGCAGCGGGGGGGCUGGGGUUCAGGAAACUUCACGAGAUGAACCUGGCCCUGCUCGGUAAGCAAGCGUGGCGUCUCGUAACCAGGCCGCAGUCGCUGGUAGCACGUGUGUAUAAGGCGCGUUACUUCCCAAGAUGUGCUUUCUUUGAUUCAAAAGAGGGGUCAAACCCGUCUUACAUUUGGAGGGGAUUGCUUGCGGUCAAAGAUGUGGUGCGGGAGGGGUGCCGUCGAAGUAUUGGUAAUGGGCUUGACACAACCAUAGGGAACCAUGCAUGGUUGCUAUGUGAGAACAAUCCGUUCAUCACAGCAGCGCUGGCUGAGGAGGUAGCUUUGGCCCCGGUGGCAUCGCUCCUAAAUAAUCAAGAUUCUUGGUAUUGGUACUGGGAUCAGAAAGGAGCCUAUACCGUUAAGUCAUGUUAUAAACGUCUGAAUGGUGCGGUUUCUAACCAGCGGCCCUGGGCACGUAUUUGGAAUUUAAGUGUGCCACCUAAAGAUGGAAGACAAGAGUGCAAGACAUAUGUUCGCCACAUGUACAGAGGCGCAAGUUGGGAAGUUAAAGCUGAAUUCGGAUGCUACUGUUCAUUUGCCGGCCGGUGCAAUGGGUUAUGGUUGGGUGCUAUGGGGGAUGAUGGAUCUUUUUUGGCGGCGAAGAACGUGCGGGUGUCUGGAACGUAUAGCAUCAAGGAAGCUGAGGCAAUGAGUUUACGAGAGGCUUUAAGCUGGUUAAAGAACACGGGCAUGGGUGGUGUUGUAGUGGAGAUAGAUUCACAGCUUGUAUAUAAUGCUAUUCUUUCUAGUUCUUUUAAUUCGGCUUAUGGCUUUCUAGUGGACGAUAUUAAAGAAUUAGCAUCGGCAAUUGGCGAUGUAGAAUUCCGAUGUGUUAGGCGAUCUGCGAACUGUGCCGCCCAUGUUGUUGCUAGGGAGGCCUUUUCUGUGGCAGGUUGCGGGGAAUGGUUUAAUAUACCUCCAGAUUUUCUUGUUAGCUGUCUUGCUAAUGAUUUAAUACAAUAA
Messenger RNA from Ipomoea nil (Japanese morning glory), 1821 nucleotides. RefSeq lists its product as uncharacterized. The record is from RefSeq and is a predicted model, not a curated record. Lineage: Eukaryota; Viridiplantae; Streptophyta; Magnoliopsida; Solanales; Convolvulaceae. Gene Ontology annotation, molecular function: nucleic acid binding; RNA-DNA hybrid ribonuclease activity. The transcript has 4 exons. Bases 1 to 1821 code for a protein of 606 amino acids.